Molecule: messenger RNA, 2342 nt
Organism: Linum tenue
Lineage: Eukaryota; Viridiplantae; Streptophyta; Magnoliopsida; Malpighiales; Linaceae
Source: the annotation of a GenBank genome assembly
GAGAAGAAUAAAAAAUGAGAGAGUCACAGUUUUCUUCCACCUCUUCCCGAUGCGUGGCGCUUCAAUCCUCUGCUACUGGGAACAAAACAGCUUCCACUGCACUCCUCUUCAUAUCCCGGCGUCAUUCCCCCAUUGGGUUCAAUAAUCCUUCACCCCACUGGCUCAUGCACCGUCUUCCGCUUCCUUAAUGUAAAACCCACCGCUGCAUUCUCCGCCACGAUCUCCGGCCGGCGCCAUCCUCAUUCUAAAUCGAGAUGACGACUUCUCGCCGGAAUUUGAUUGCUUCGCUCCCUCUCCUUCUCCUAUGCCUCUUCGCAUCUCCGUCUCGUUCGAUUGACGAUUUCCACCAGGCGUUUCCCAUAGUUGAACCUGAUCCAGGACAUACAAAACUUCGUCUUUCACGUGAAGGCUUGGAAGCUAUCAGAAGAAUUAAAAACCCAAUUGCUGCUGUUGCUGUUAUUGGUCCAUAUCGCUCUGGAAAAUCAUUUUUGCUUAAUCAGCUUCUUUCCCUUUCUUGUGAUGAAGGAUUUGGUGUUGGACAUAUGCGUGAUACCAAAACAAAAGGAAUUUGGGUAUGGGGAACCCCCGUAGAGUUAGACAUCAAUGGAGUAAAAACAUCCGUCUUUUACCUAGAUACUGAAGGUUUUGAAAGUGUUGGCAAGUCAAACGUCUAUGAUGAUAGGAUAUUUGCUCUUGCAACAGUCUUGAGUUCCGUGCUUAUUUAUAAUCUUCCAGAAACGAUCCGCGAGGCUGAUAUUUCUCGCCUGUCAUUUGCUGUUGAACUUGCUGAAGAAUUCUAUGGAAGGUUUGCACUUUUCUACUCACAUGGUGAAGGUGAAGAUGUUGCCUUUGAACCUUCGAAACUUCUUUGGCUUAUCCAACGAGAUUUUCUUCAGGGGAAAUCAGUGCAGGAGAUGGUGAAUGAAGCCCUUCGACGUGUGCCCAAUCAAGAUGGAGACAGAAAUAUUGAUCAGGUUAAUCAGAUCCGAGAAUCAUUGGCUAUAAUGGGCGACAACAGCACAGCUUUUAGCUUGCCACAACCUCACCUCCACCGGACAAAGCUUUGUGAAAUGAAAGACGGUGAGCUUGAGCAAUUGUAUGUCUCAAGAAGGGACAAAUUGAAAGAUCUUGUUUCCAGUAUCAUUCGUCCAAAGAUUGUGCAGGGUAAAUCCAUGAACGGGGAGGAGUUUGUAGCAUUCCUUGAGCAGAUUCUUGAAGCCUUGAAUAAAGGAGAAAUACCAUCAACUGGAUCUCUUGUGGAGGUUUUCAACAAGGCUAUCCUCGAGAGAUGUUUGAAAAUAUACAGUGAAGGCAUGACUAAAUUAAAUCUGCCACUGACAGAGGAAUCUGUGCAAGAUGCCCAUGGAAGGUCAAGGGAAACAGCGAUGAAAGUAUUUGAUGAACAACAUUUUGGCCGUCAUCAUGCAAAGAGAUCUGUCAUGCAACUGGAUGAAGAAAUUGAUAAGGUUUUCAAGCACAUCAUUAUGGCAAAUGAGUAUCAAUCUGCAAAACUCUGCGAGGCGCUAUACUCUAGUUGUGAGGACAAAAUGGACCAGCUUCAAGUCCUAAGACUUCCUUCCAUGGCAAAAUUCAAUGCUGGGUUCUUGCAAUGCAACCGGAGUUUUGAGCAGGAGUGUGUCGGGCCUUCAAAAGCAGUAUACGAGAACCGCAUGAUGAAGAUGAUGGGGAAAUCGAAAUCCCAAUUUAUAAAGGAAUACAACCACAGGCUGUUCAACUGGUUGGUGACUUUCUCCCUUGUGAUGGUGGUAUUAGGCCGUUUCAUUAUAAAGUUCAUUUUGAUCGAGAUCAGCGCGUGGAUACUCUUCAUCUUCCUAGAGACAUACACUAGAAUGUUUUGGUCAGCUGAGUCGCUUUAUUACAACCCGGUCUGGCAUUUCAUAGUAGCAACCUGGGAGACAGUCGUUUACAGCCCUGUCCUUGAUUUAGAUAGAUGGGCGAUACCCGUGGUUUUGAUAAUUGCGAUUCUGCUGCUAUAUUGGCGGUGUUAUGGCCGAAGGAAACACGGGUCAAGAUGGCUAUUGCCAGUAUACAACACCACGAAAAACGGCACCAACAGACCAAGAACAGACUGAGGCAGUUGGCGGCUCUAGGUACGUGGCCUGAAAGUUCGAAACAUAUUAGCGUCUACCAUGACAUGAUGCCUUGCCCUACUUUUUGUUGUUCAACCAAAAAAUUUGGGUGAUCUCUUUGCGUUGUUGUAGCUCUUUUCUGUACUCAAAAUGACCAGGCCAUUGGACUUUGGUUUUUGUGGGGAUGCAUAAUUCUUCGUCGAUGGUAGUGGUUGGUGGAGUGAGGCGCUAAGCAGAGAGGGGAGAUUUGAU